AUGACCUUCGCAUCCCAGUAUCGCAUGCCCGGCACCUACUUCGACGCACAGCCCGCCGGAGUACACCCGGGCGUCUUUCGCCCGCCUUCCUCACCCUCAGCAAGCUCCUCUCUAUAUCUUGCGAGGUCGACCGGCAGCUACCACUCCGAAGCAACGUCGGCUCUAGCCCAGGCCAAGCGUAAACGUCGAAUCAAUGCUUCCCGCGAGGCUACCCCUCUGCAGGAGUGGUGCGAUGGCAAUGUGAACCUCGACGGCUCAGCCGAUCUACCCCCGACGCACGAGACCCCUCAACCGAACCGAGAAGCCCGCUACACACUCGCCGGCCAGCUCGAGACCCCCGGUGCCGCCGCCGCCAACCUGCCCUACGACAGCGGCAACUUGGACGAUAGCAUGUACUCGGAUGCUGAUUACCGAAGAAAAUUAGGAUCAAAACGACCUCACGAAGAAAUGGAAUCGCCAGUCUCCGGCCAGCCGACUGUGCUGGUCCAACCUCAACCGGUAGCAGAAGGAUGGAGCCGUUUCGCAAUAAACACUAUCGGCGGCGUUGUCGGCAAGGUGUGGGAGUUCUGCAAGGCUGGCGCUUUCAGAGGCUUCUCAGCGGGAGGUGGUAAGGCUUACACCAUCGAUGGCCAGGGCCUACCAGAUGCGCCGGCGGUACCUAUAUCAGAGCCUGAACCCCAGCCUCAGUUGUCAGAGAAGAUGAUUGAUUUCGGAAUCGAAAGCCCGACCCCGAUUGUUGCGACUGUUGAUACUUCGCCACCUGUUGCUCUCCCCCAAUCAGACUUCGUACCCUUCACCCAUGAAAUGCAACACACAUUCGCCCCCGAAUUCACCACGCCAUCACGUCCGGCGGUAAAGCGUCGACAAACUAGCGCUGGAAACCACGACGAGCUUCGCAACUGGGUCGUAGUAGACGAACCACAGGGUGGAGCCGGCAGACGAUCACUGCCCCGACCGACAUCCCGUCCGGUAUCCCGUAGCACUCGGCCGUCUAUGACGACAGGUCGGAGAAUCAGCGUUCCCAAACCGCGCCUCAGCUCGACGCCCGCCGCCCCCCCACGCAGACCAACCACGAGCCACAGCACCAUAUCCCACGCCGGGUCUAUUUCUCUGUCCCCGCGACAGCCGGCUAGCUUUGCGGGGGCUUGGUCCCCAGAAACCCCUUCGCAGCUGACGGGCCCGUCACCAAGUCGGAUCCCCGUGCCUAUUCAGCCUGCCGGCAUGAGCCCGAACCCGUUUGCGAGAGCGAGCAACCCCAACAUGCGCCAGAGCGCCAUUCCCUCACCGGUACAAUCCAACAUCAGCCCCCACUCGCAUCGACGCUCGCAGAGCAGCGCCUCGGCGGCGGCGACGUCGAGACCAAAGACGAAGGACUUUAACGUCGACUCGAUCCGAGCAAGUCCCCGGCUAGACGCCGAGGCCAAGAAGCUUGCUGCGAGAAGGGCGCGCGACGAACACGACUCUGAUGCGCGGAUCGACGACUUUAACCAGCGACUCAAGGAGAUGAUUCGCCAGGGUCGCGAGGCCCUCGGCACCAAGAUUGAGAUUGACGGCGACGACGGCGGUUGGAUGGAUGACUGA
Colletotrichum truncatum is the source of this 1581-nucleotide messenger RNA. RefSeq lists its product as uncharacterized. The record is from RefSeq and is a predicted model, not a curated record. NCBI's taxonomy places the organism in Eukaryota, Fungi, Ascomycota, Sordariomycetes, Glomerellales, Glomerellaceae.